ACAUGCAAUAUUUAUGUACAACUUCUAUAUAAAGGGUACUCAUUCUAUUACUUUCAAAGAAAAGUAGAGCACCCAAAAAAAAACAAUCAAAAGAAAGAUGAAGAUGGCAAGUUAUUUGGAAGAGGGAUUGUUAGUAAAAAAGAAAGUAGAGGAAAAUAAUAACAAGGAGGAGGAAAAUAAUAUUAGUAUUGAAGUGAGAUGGGAGGUGAUAUGGGUUGAGAUAAAGAGGAUUGGUUAUUUGGCAGGGCCAAUGGCAUCAGUAACACUAUCACAAUACUUAUUGCAAGUAAUAUCUAUGAUGAUGGUUGGUCAUUUAGGCCAACUUUACCUCUCUAGCACUGCCAUUGCUAUCUCUCUUGCUACUGUCACUGGCUUAACUCUUCUUCUAGGAAUGGCAAGUGCACUAGAAACUCUAUGUGGACAAGCAUAUGGAGCUAAACAAUACAAGAAAAUUGGAACACAAACAUACACAGCUAUAUUCUGUCUCUUCAUAGUCUGCAUUCCUCUGUCCAUGUUAUGGAUAUACAUAGGACGAUUACUCGUAUUCAUCGGACAAGAUCCUCAGAUUUCACAUGAAGCUGGAAGGUUCAUAAUGUGUUUAAUCCCAACUCUUUUUGGUAGUGCAGCUCUUCAACCACUCAUUAGAUAUUAUCUAAUGCAAAGUAUGAUCCUUCCCUUGAUUAUAAGUUCAUUAGUAACAAUUGCAAUUCAUGUACCACUAUGUUGGAUACUAGUUUUUCACACUGGCUUAAAGAAUAUUGGGGCAGCACUUGCUAUGGACAUAUCAAUUUGGUUGAAUGUUACAAUUCUUGCUUCAUACAUGAGGUUCUCCCCUUCUUGUGAGAAAACUCGUGUGCCAAUUUCAUCGGAGAUUUUCCGUGGAAUGAAAGAAUUCUUUCGUUUUGCCAUCCCUUCAGCUAUCAUGAUAUGUCUUGAAGGAUGGUCAUUUGAGUUCAUUAUCUUGUUAUCCGGGCUAUUACCAAAUCCAGAGCUUGAAACUUCAGUACUAUCUGUAUGCCUCAACACUAUUGCUACACUUUAUUCAAUUCCAUAUGGUCUUUCUAGUGCUGUAAGCACGAGAGUUUCCAACGAGUUAGGAGCUGGAAAUUCACAAGGAGCGCGUAUAUCUGUGUUCACGGUGAUGCUCCUCACAGUAAUGGAGGCUAUACUAGUAAGCGCGACUCUCUUUGGUUGUCGGAACAUUUUUGGAUUCGUUUACAGUAGUGAGAUGGAAGUUGUGAACUAUGUAGCAAAGAUUGCUCCACUUCUUUCUUUAUCUGUCCUAAUGGAUGGCCUACAAGCUUCUCUUUCAGGUGUUGCUAGGGGGUGUGGUUGGCAGCAUAUUGGAGCCUAUGUCAAUCUUGCUUCAUUUUACCUAUUUGGAAUUCCUAUAGCUGUUUUAUUGGGUUUUUGGUUAGAACUUGGGGGAAAAGGCCUCUGGAUUGGCAUACUAUGUGGUGCAACUCUUCAAACUAUUCUCCUUUCUGUCAUAACAAGCUUCACUAAUUGGAAAAAACAGGCAGAAAUGGCAAAGGAGAGACUUCUUGAGCUAAAAUGAGUAUACAACAUGAUUGGUUGGUUUGGGGGGGGGGGGGGAGAAGAGCUCCCAUAUUGCUUCAAUUUUGACAUCAUCUUAUAUUUGGAAAUUGUACCUAAAAUUUGUUGUGUGGUCACCAAGUUUACGUCCUCAAUGUAACUUAUAUUCAUUAUUUUAUAUAAUCACAACAUUGGGUCUUGAAGUGUGAAGGUCUACAAGUAAUAAAUUAAAGGUUGGCCCUUUGUAGAUUGUACUUAGAUGUGCCACUUGUGUAGUCACCAAAUUUUAUUAUUGAAGAGUGAGAUUUUUUAAGAUUGGUA
Solanum dulcamara is the source of this 1857-nucleotide messenger RNA. Its product is annotated as protein DETOXIFICATION 14-like. The transcript has 7 exons. Gene Ontology annotation, biological process: xenobiotic detoxification by transmembrane export across the plasma membrane. NCBI's taxonomy places the organism in Eukaryota, Viridiplantae, Streptophyta, Magnoliopsida, Solanales, Solanaceae. Gene Ontology annotation, molecular function: antiporter activity; xenobiotic transmembrane transporter activity. Gene Ontology annotation, cellular component: membrane. The coding region runs from base 98 to 1558 and encodes 486 amino acids. The record is from RefSeq and is a predicted model, not a curated record.